Molecule: messenger RNA, 525 nt
Organism: Aspergillus oryzae RIB40
Lineage: Eukaryota; Fungi; Ascomycota; Eurotiomycetes; Eurotiales; Aspergillaceae
Exons: 2
Coding region: 1-525 (174 amino acids)
Source: RefSeq, a predicted model, not a curated record
AUGUCAACUAGCAAAGCAUGUUUUCCAUGCCGGCAAGUCAUCGAUUAUACGAAGUCCGAACCAAAGGAUGCCAUCCCACACGGCUCAGUUGAUUUCCUGUUCGAUACCGUUGGCCUUGCCAUGGAAUAUCUAUGCCUGAUGCGGCCGAAGACCAGUCGGAUUAUCUCGAUCUCAACCUUGCCGUCGGGAAAUUUGCUACAGGAUUCGUCAGUCAUGAGACUUCCCCAUCGCCCGACUCUACCCUUCGUCUACAAACAAGCUUUGAAUCUGCUUGAUGGCGUCCGUAAGCUGCGUGCACGACGAUACGGCGUGGAGUACUCAUAUAUGUUCCUGGAGCCCAGUGGGAAAGACCUGGAUCUCUUACGCGAAUAUGUCGAAAAGGGCAAGUUGAAACCUGUGGUUGGAACCACGGCUAAUAUGUGGGAUAUCGAAGACGUGCGAAAAGCUUGUCAGGUUGUGUACAGCAAUCGCGGUGGUCUGGGGAAGGUGGUUAUCCAGGUUGUCAAGCCCGAGAAUGCGCAAUAG